AGAAAACACACUCACACGCACACGCUUUGCCAUUGCUGCUUAUCCAGCCUCUUUCUUGUUUUUAUGGUUUCACAGUGAAUUUCUGCUCCUCAAACCAACGAGUUUCCUCGUCUUCAUCUUUCUUCCCGCCUUCAUCCUUCGUCGACGAGUGUGCGUUUGAUUAAAAACGAAAAUAUAAAGUAAAAAAGGCAAUGGUGAAGAUUGGCAUCAACGGUUUUGGCCGCAUCGGCCGCAUCGUCUUCCGCGCCGCUCAGUCGCGGCCUGACAUUGAAAUCGUCGGCAUUAACGACGUGCUCGACGCGGAGUACAUGGCCUAUAUGCUGAAGUACGACUCCACCCACGGCCGCUUCGACGGCACGGUGGAGACCAAGGACGGCGCGCUUGUCGUGAAUGGCAAGACCAUCCGCAUCACCAGCGAGCGCGACCCCGCCAAUCUAAAGUGGGGUGACAUCGGCGCCGAAGUCGUCGUGGAGUCCACCGGCCUCUUUCUCACCCACGAGACGGCCCAGAAGCACAUUCAGGCCGGUGCGAAGCGGGUGAUUAUGACGGGUCCGCCGAAGGAUGACACGCCGAUGUACGUGAUGGGCGUCAACCACGCCGCGUACAAAGGCGAGGCGAUUGUUUCGAACGCGUCGUGCACCACCAACUGUCUCGCUCCGCUGGCGAAGGUGGUGCACGAGAAGUACGGCAUCGUGGAGGGCCUCAUGACGACGGUGCACGCCACAACGGCCACGCAGAAGACGGUUGACGGUCCGUCGAUGAAGGACUGGCGUGGCGGACGUGGUGCCGCGCAGAAUAUCAUUCCCUCUUCGACCGGCGCGGCGAAGGCCGUGGGCAAGGUGUACCCUGCGCUGAAGGGUAAGCUGACUGGCAUGGCCUUCCGUGUGCCGACGGCGAACGUGUCCGUGGUGGACCUGACGGUGCGUCUGGAGAAACCUGCCACAUACGCGGAGAUCUGCGCCACCGUCAAGGCCGCGGCGGAGGGGGAGAUGAAGGGUAUUCUGGGGUACACGGAGGACGCGGUGGUGUCGACCGACUUCAAUGGCGUCGCGCUGACCUCUGUCUUUGACGCGAAGGCUGGCAUCUCGCUCAAUGAGCACUUCGUGAAGCUCGUGGCAUGGUACGAUAACGAGACGGGGUACUCGAACAAGGUGCUGGAUUUGGUCCUGCACACCUCCAAGCACUAA
This is a messenger RNA of Leptomonas pyrrhocoris, 1187 nucleotides long. RefSeq names its product glyceraldehyde 3-phosphate dehydrogenase cytosolic. NCBI's taxonomy places the organism in Eukaryota, Euglenozoa, Kinetoplastea, Trypanosomatida, Trypanosomatidae. Gene Ontology annotation, molecular function: NADP binding; oxidoreductase activity, acting on the aldehyde or oxo group of donors, NAD or NADP as acceptor; NAD binding. The transcript has a single exon. Gene Ontology annotation, biological process: glucose metabolic process. Bases 192 to 1187 code for a protein of 331 amino acids. The record is from RefSeq and is a predicted model, not a curated record.